Molecule: messenger RNA, 1611 nt
Organism: Meloidogyne enterolobii
Lineage: Eukaryota; Metazoa; Nematoda; Chromadorea; Rhabditida; Meloidogynidae
Source: the annotation of a GenBank genome assembly
AUGCGUUUUUAUUUUCCUUUACUUUUUAUCAUUGUCUUGAAACUAUCGGCUGCCUCUGGCCUUUUCUCUUAUAAACUUUGGAAUAAACAAAGGCUUAUUAGCGAAGUUGUUAAAAACUAUCUUUUGAGUUGUCAAAGAUUGGAUAUUUUGAAGAAUGUAGAAAAUCUUAAAAAAGUUUUCCAGCUUGGUAUUGUCCAAAAUGUCAAUUUUUGGGAACAAUUAGAAAUACUUGUUGAUUUGCCUAAAUUUUGUGAUCAAAAGGAAUUGAUGAGUGCAAAAUCUGGACAUUUAGAUUGUUUUGAAAUGCCAAAAAACGGAAAUUUACUUCGCUUAUUAAAUGAAUAUAAAAUUCAAGUAGAUAAAAAUGAAAAGUUUAUUAGACGCUUAUUGGUAUGCAAACUUAUUUUCAGGAUGGAUAGGCCCAAAGUUUCAGAGAAAAAUGUUAAAGCUUUGAUUGCUGAUUUUUUAAUUGAGGAAAGGAAUAGGCCAAUAUAUUUUGAAUCAAAAAUAAACAAAUCAGUAAAUUCUACAAGUAAAGAGAAUAUGGAGGAUGUUGAUAGUGAACACAACAAAAGGCUCGUGUUAAUAGAUUAUGAAGCUUCUGAGUGGCAAUUGCGAUUGGAGAAUUUGCUCAAUAACCUUUAUCAUCUCUAUAAAAAGUCAGAAAUAAUCACUGGUCUUCAAACAAAUAUAAAAACAAAGAUAAAUAUAAAGAAAAAUGAUGUUGGGACGAAUGUUCGAAUGCAGACAAGCAUUCAUUCAGAGAGACAUUUGAAUGAUGCUUGUAAGAUUUUAAAAAAUAACACCGAGAUUUUCGAUCUCGUUGAAGCGCAUUUAGUUAACAAGGCGGAUCGUUCAAAUAUAGAAACAAUUUUUAAUAAUAUCAAGGGUAUUGAAAUAAAAAUUCACAGGAAAAUUCUUAAAAGAAAUAAAAACUCAAGAUAUGGUAGUAGUUCAUCUGAAAAUAAUACAAGUAAGCGAAACCCUGUCCAUUGUCAGAAAAUAUUUAGAAUUUCAGUUGAUAAUUCUAAGUGUAUUAGUGAUCUUGUAACACUUACUGCAAUCAUCGAGUUAUAUCAGUCAUUAAUUGAUGCUAUAGCACAAAGGAUUCAGACUUUAGAAGAUAAUUCUUAUAAAAUAUUUUGCCCUGAAAAAAAUUCAAAUUGUUCCAAAGAUGAUUUGAUGAGAGUUUUAUUUAAAAUGAGGAAAAAGGCUGAAUUGUUAAAUGCUUCUAUUAAUUCAUGGUUUAAACGCAAAUUAGUAAAGAAUGAAUACGAGGAAUUACAAUACCAGUUAAGAAGCAAAGUUGAUGGGCAUUUCCCCAUUUUGAUAAUUGACAAUGAAAUGCCUAAACAUAGAGGAAUCGUUGCACGAAUGGAAGACGGAUUGAGGAAAAUUAGGAAUCAAAUAUAUCAGCCUACUUGGGAAGCAUCGAAAAAUAAGAAAAAGAUGGGAAAACAAGGAAGAAACCGAUACCGUUAUUUUAAUUCAACGCCAAGGAUUAAAAAAAUUUAUAAGCAUAAACCUCGAAUUCUCUAUGUAGUUGAUGAGCCAUCUCGUCCUGCUUAUUAUUAUCAGAAGAGAUUGAAGAGAGGAUUUUGGAAUAAUUGA